GAUUCAUUACUCCCCCGCGGUCAGUCGCCGCCCGGUCUCCACCUGCAGCUCACGCUGCCAUACGAUGUUAACUGCGCGUUAUCACACACUCCGGUGAACACUAACAACAUGUACAAAAAAACUAUUUACGUAUUAUUAAUAGCAGUUUUGAUUACUGCAUACGCUACUGAAGGGAAGAAAUCAAGAAGGAGUCGAAGACCUAACAAUGAAGAGGACACCACACCGCAGCCUAGUGUGGUCUCAUAUUCCACCUUUGGAUUUAAUGACGUGGGAUCUUAUGACGGAUUUGUGCCGACUUCACCGGACUAUGCGAGUUAUCUGAGUGAUAAUCAAGAAUCAACUACAAGGUUGUAUGCACCAGCGUUUCCAUCAUCUCCAGAUUCUACAGGAUUUAACAACAAUUUUGGUUCUCCACUAGAAGGUGCAUUCGGCAACAGUGAUGAUAGUGUACCGCAAUCAAGUAUGGUCCAAUAUCCUCAAAGUUCUGUUAGCUUUUUUAACACUCCAAGUUUUGAUGGAGGUAAUAGUCCAAAUGCAAAUUAUAAUGAACAAAAUAGACAGAGUGAUGAUGACCCAACAGGCCUUGUAUACGGAACCAAACUUAAUUCUAAAAGCAAAAAGAAUAUGAAUCAAUUUAAUCACACCGAGUUUAAUGUGUACAGCAGUGGACCUUUGGCAAAUGCGAAUGAUUUAGCAUCACGAUUCGUUAUGCCUGGGAUUCCAUCAACACAUGAAGGGAAAAAUCCUUAUGGUGAGUCUACACAUGAUCAAAGUAUUCAUAGUUUCGGUUCAAAUUAUCCGUCUUCUGAUGUUGAAGAUUUUGUAAAACCAGCUCCGUCUAAUCCACACAAUGCCCUUAAAUUCCCAAGAGUCAUUGAUUUCACGAACAUUAAACAAUUUUAUCCCGCAGAGAUUGAUGACAAAUAUCAGGUAGCAAGCUACAGUUCCAUUUUCAAUAAUCAAAAUGAAAAUAAUAUGUUUUCAAAUAAUAAUGAUGAGCCAAAUAAUAAAUUUAUUCAACCAACAAAAACAAUAAAAGAUACUUCAUCUUUCAACACUCAAUACAGGGAUAAAGAUUCUGAUAAAGAAUCGAUCAAGCAAAGUUCAUAUCAAAAUCAAGAGUAUAAUAGACCAAAUUUCAUAGGCUCCUCCCCAAAUAAACCAAGUUACAAAGGCUCUAAUUAUAAUUUAGAUUACAAAGACAAUUUCAAGAAUAAAUGGAACUCAGGAAAUUAUAGUAACAACGAACCACAAGCUGCGAAAAUGUCAACAAAAGGGUACGAAUAUUCCACUGAUUUUAGCAAUACUAGUUUUAGAUACGAUUUUGAAGAAGACAAAAAGCCUUUUAACAUUAACACCGACGAGCUCGUCCCUGAAAGUAGUAACUUGGUUGAUUUGACGAGCUAUAACAUCCCCGAUAACGAUUUUUCGAAAUUUAAAAAAGUACCCGAAAUAAUAAAAUACCCAUUUGAUGACGACUUUGGUGCACACUUGAGUAAAGAUAAAUACAAAAACGACGAAUUUAUCAAUCAAUUUAAGAACUUGUAUACGACCACUCCAGCUGGUCAAUGGGGAAAUGCAUUUAAGUCUAACGAGUAUUCAUAUAAGCAUAGACCUAAAAAGCCGCAGUUUGAUGAAAUCAAUACUGAUAUUGUACACAUACCAAAAAGACCAAGUAGUAACUACAAGUACAACUUUGGAAAGAAUCAAGAAAGUAAGCCUAGUGAGUGGCCAAAAACCAGGCCGUAUAAAUCAAAUAAAUUUGAGAAACCCUCAGAUUGGAACAAAGAAGUCUUUAGCACUCGAUUUAAACUAGAAGAAGAUUUACUAGGUCUCAGAAAUCAUGAUACGUCACAUUCGUCGUACAUUCCACCUCAUAGACCCAACAAUAAUAAUGACCUUGUCGAACAGAACGAUUACAAAAAGUUAGUAGAGAAAUGGAGACAAUCAUAUUUGAAGAGCAAAUAUAAAGAUGCCUACCGCGACUACGAAAGCUAUGCAUCAGAAGCGAAACCUCUUCAUGUACCUAUCCCCAAACCAUAUCCGAUAGAAGUUCCUCAUCCGGUGAUUGUGCCGGUUCCACAACCGUACCCGGUGCGGGUACCGGUACCUAAACCGGUGGCGGUGCCGGUCAUCCGGGAGCUCACCGUACCUAUUGAGAAACCGGUGCCGUACCCGGUUAUCAAAAAAGUUCCUUACCCAGUAGAGAAGCCUGUCCCUGUGCCCGUUGAAAAGGAGGUUCACGUUCCAGUGGUGAAACCAUACCCAGUGCACAUCCCCCACGUGAGGCCAGUGUUUCACCACUCACGGCCUCCUCGAGAGGACUUCGACGAGAUAGAUGCAGAUGAAGAUGACUAUCUACCGCGCCCUGAGGGUAGUAAGAGAAUACCACCAUAUAAGAAGAGACCAAGAACCACGCGUGUGCGUCCACGCAGGCCCACUCGCACCUCGUACCGCGACCGCAACACGCGGGAGAGGAGACGGUGGCCCAUUGGAUACAGGCCAUCAGAAACUAGAAGUAGACGACCCCCCACAGAAUACCACCACUCCCCACCAUACAAGUACCACGAAUUCGAAUCGGAACACUACGAAAACGAACCAACUGACUAUUACUAUUUGCACUGCAAGAGAACUGGCAAUUGUUGAGCUAAGCAAAUUCAUGGCUAUGCCUUGUAACUUCAUGGAGAUCUCUUAAAGGUAUUUUCUUAGGACGAGUGUUCGAAGUAAAAUAACUUAUAAUAAGUUGACGCUUUAUCAAUUCUGAAAUCAAAUCAAUUCUAUUAUGUUUGCCAGAUUCAAUGAAAGUCCUGAAAGUGGAAAGAUGAUGAUAUUUAAUUUUAUAAGGAUUUUUGAGAACUGUUAUUUUAAAUUUCUGGCACAUCAAGCAUGUGUCAGGACAUAAAUCCAACGAUGAUCUCUUUGGAGUGUAUUCCUAACUCGCUUAGUAUUAAUAUUACAAAUGUUGCAUUUUGUAGAAUAAGCCAUUUGGAUAUUAUAAACUUUUUAUUCUGUGGUAUCAAAAUUCAACACUCGCCGUUUUAGAAAAUAAGAUAAUAUGUUUAGGAAUAGACGUAAUUUUUUAAAUGUUAAAACUCACAUGUUUCUGAUUUAAGGGAAACUUCUAUGAAUGAGUCAAAACUUUCUUCAAGUGUUAAUAACAUCUGUAAUUCAGAUAAUAUUGGUUUUUGUUAUUAAGUUGUAUAAAUAGACAUUUGAAAUUCUGAACUAAAGUUAACUUUUAACAAACAGUCCUCAACGUCAUCUAUCAACCAUAUUACAAUCCGUACUAAACUUUUUUACACUUGAAGCUUUUAUAAUUUUUGUCAUGUUGCUGAAAAUGCAGUUUUUGUAAGUUCUACCAGUCGGCGAUUUUACAGGGUAGUUUAUUAUUAAAAGAAAUGAGUUAUUAGCCCAAUUUAAAUAUACCUACAGUUGUAAGUACCAAAUACAUUGUUAAAGUUUUCAGUCCCACGGUUUCCUUCUGCGGUAAUAUUUUACACAUGAAAGUCCCGAGAAACAUGUAUUUAUUUAGCAUUUAUCAUAUGGAUUUAUCCAUUACGUUGUACGUCAUAAUAAUAAGUAGUAAUCUUGGUUUCGAUCGUUUCAUUAUGGAGUAUUUCUAUGUGCCAGUGCUAUUGUUAUUUUCUUUCUAAUUACCAUUGUUUUAGUAUCUUGAUUAUUUUGUUAAGUUUCAUACGUCUUUUAUUUAUACUUUAAUAGCAUGUAUUGUAUUAUUAUUGUAGUACAUUUAGCCAUAAGUAAA
This is a messenger RNA of Ostrinia nubilalis (European corn borer), 3763 nucleotides long. RefSeq names its product GATA zinc finger domain-containing protein 14-like. Lineage: Eukaryota; Metazoa; Arthropoda; Insecta; Lepidoptera; Crambidae. The transcript has 4 exons. Bases 109 to 2646 code for a protein of 845 amino acids. The record is from RefSeq and is a predicted model, not a curated record.